AUAAAAAUAAGUGUAUGAUGAAUGACUAAGAACGGAAAUUCCCCAGUUGCCCAGGUUUCUAUUUCUUUGUUUACAUUUUGCAAUAAAUCCACAAAAACAGGUUGUGGACUUUAUCUAAACCCACUCAUUAUUUACUCUGUCUGGUGCAUAGCCUGAACCACACAAACACACACACACACACACACACACACACACACACACACACACACAUUUGAUAUAAGGAGCAUUGAAAUAGUCAUAAGAGCAGAUGAAACAAGCAAGCCAAUGAAGGCAACAAAACAUGAAUGACAGCAAGACUUCAGUUUUAGAAAGAUGAGCACCUGGUUCCUCCUUCCUCUGUGUGUGCUGACCUGUUGUUGCAGCCGUAGCAAUGGCGCCCUCUCUUGCCCAGACAUGUGCACCUGCCAUUUCUCUUCCAGCGACACCAAGGUGGUCUGCAGUGACGACUCCCUCUCCCAGUUCCCCUCCGAUGGUCUCCCAGGCAACACCACCUCCUUGUCCAUCCAAUCCACCAACCUCAGCACGAUUACUGCCAACCACUUACAGGCCACGCCCCUUCUGAAAGAGCUCCAACUAUAUUACAACAACCUGAGCACACUUCCUUCAGAUCUCCUCAGAGCUGUCCCUCACCUGCACACGUUGGAUCUCACAGGGAACCACCUGCACUUCCUGCCAUCAUAUGUCUUCAGCCACGCUCCGCUGUGUAACCUGGUGCUGAAGAACAACCUGAUCAGCGGUGUGGAUGCUGAUUGGCUCCCUGACAACAGUAACCUCACCUGGCUGGACCUAUCAGGGAACCACUUGACGGCCGUACCCACAGCCCUGUUCCAGAAACUACGCCACCUGAAGAACCUUGACCUCUCCCAUAACCGCCUGGAGAAGCUCCUGGCGGGGGCACUGAAUCCUCUGAGCAGCCUAGAGAGGCUCAACCUGGAGGGGAACCAACUCAGCGCCCUGGACCCUUCCGCCUUCAGGAACACCCCAAACCUGACGCACCUCUUCCUCCAGGAGAACCAACUGGAGAGGCUUCCCCCGACUCUCCUCCAGGGGCUCCAUCGCCUCGAGUUCCUGUUUCUCAACUUCAACCGGCUUGGUCACAUCUCCAACACCCUGCUGGAGCAGCUCUCCUCCCCAUGGACAAGCAACCAUCUUUGGGUGGCCUUCAGCCAGAACCCCUGGGUGUGUGAUAAGAAGGUGGAGGACCUGUGGAAGUGGCUGCAGAAGAACCAGAAGAAAGCUUUCCUGGCCGAUGACAUCAGGUGUGCCAGCCCUGAGUCUCUGAAGGAACGAUCAGUUAUGUCACUAACUGACAGUGAGCUGGGACUCUGAUUUAUUUUAUAUUUUUCACUUAAACAAUAAGAUGGUGGGGGAGCUGUGAAGGUGUCUCAGUAUGACCCCGGGGAGAGUGUUCUUUCUGGAGGAGGUGAAAUGUGCCCUGGUUGUUAAGGACCAGCGGUUGUGUCUCAGACAGAGAAAGAUCUCGGCCUCAAAACUGACAAAUAAAACAGGCCCAUUCUUCAGGUAACAACUGCAAAUGAUUCUGUGUUAUGAUUGGCUAAAAGGUCUUUCUCUGUCUGUCUGUAUGUAUAUAAAUAUAUAUAUAUAUACUCACCUACAUACUCACACACACAUUUGAGACAAACACCUCUUGCAUUUCAAUUAAGGCUUCUGUAUAUUUGUGGAUACCCUUAGGACGGUCCACUGGCACUAGGUGGCAUCAUAUUCAAUGUUUUUGCACGAUAAACUCCCUAGUAGACUAUUGAGUGACCUGUCCUGAACAGUUGUUCUAAUGUAUAAUACAUGGUUGACAACAACUAUGCAUGAAUAGAAAAUGGACACCUUUGUGACAGGAUGUCUUUGUGACAGCUACUUUUCUACAGGUCAAUCAGCCUGGUGAAUCUAGUCUCUGUUGGUGGUAAUACUUUGUGGUUUCCCCUCUGCAUUGUCUCACUUGUAUAUGCACUUCAUUCUUCUUCUCCUGUUUUUUAAUGGCAUCAAUGGAGAGAGAGAGAGAGAGAGGUAGGGAGCGAGAGAGAGAGAGAGAGAGAGAGAGAGAGAGAGAGAGAAUCAGUGAGUUUGUCCUCUGUGGAUGUGGCACAGGCCUCUCUGUCCUCAGGAGGCCUUGAUCACAGUAAGUGAGGGACCCAAUAAUUUAUGACUCUUGUAAAGCAGCAGCCACGUCUCCAGAGGUGGUUACUAAUGAAAAUUAAACCCUGAUCAUAAAUAUUUGCUGAAGAGCGGAAGAAAACAUGGCUUCCUGAAACGGCAGCGGCCGUCGGAGUGUUUCCCCCCGGAGUGUUUCCCCCCGGAGCGUUUCCCCCCGGAGCGUUUCCCCCCGGAGCGUUUCCCCCCGGAGCGUUUCCCCCCGGAGCGUUUCCCCCGGAGCGUUUCCCCCCGGAGCGUUUCCCCCCGGAGCGUUUCCCCCCGGAGCGUUUCCCCCCGGAGCGUUUCCCCCCCGGAGCGUUUCCCCUCGGAGUGUUUCCCCCCGGAGUGUUUCCCCCCGGCAUCGUACAAUAGAGUUGGAUAGAGGGCGCCAAAGACCGUUUAAACAUGGACAGCGUAAUUGAGGGCUUUAACCAUUUUGAAGUAGCCAACUGGGUGGGACUUGCUAUGGGUUAAAGAAGGAUUAAAUAAUUCCAUCCAAAUCAGCAGGAGGUGUCAGCCAAUGAAUUAUACUCCUGAGUAAACAUUUCAUAAUUAAAUCACCAACUUUGACGUGUUCUGACUUUACACACUCCGGCACAGUAGGUGGUGGUACGCACCUAUGUUCUGCCAAGGCAAUCAUAGGAGAGGAAAUUAACCACUUUAAAAGAGAAAAAGCCCUCAAUAGCUGGUGGCAUCAGACAAAGACAAAGAUUGCAAAGAUAAGAGAUCUCUAGUGCAUCUUUAUGCGUCCUACGCUCGUUCUGCCCACGAACAGGUGACCUUUCUCUGAUCAGGAUGGACGAGACGGAGUGUGUGCUCUGGCAUCGGGCCGCACUGUAAUGGCUGACUGACAGUGAUAAAAAAAAGGUUAUUGACAGGGCUUUUAAAAGGUUAUUGACAGGGCUUUUAAAAGGUUAUUAACAUUGCUUUUAAAAGGUUAUUAACAGGGCUUUUAAACGGUUAUUAACAUUGCUUUUAAAAGGUUAUUAACAUUGCUUUUAAAAGGUUGUUAACAGGGCUUUUAAAAUGUUAUUAACAUUGCUUUUAAAAGGUUAUUAACAGGGCUUUUAAACGGUUAUUAACAGGGCUUUUAAAAGGUUAUUAACAGGGCUUUUAAACGGUUAUUAACAGGGCUUUUACAAUGUUAUUAACAGGGCUUUUAAAAGGUUAUUAACAGGACUUUUCAAAGGUUAUUGGCAGGGCUUUUACAAUGUUAUUAACAGGGCCUUUAAAAGAUUAUUGGCAGGUCUUUUAAAAGGUUAUUAACAGGGCUUUUAAUAGGUUAUUGGCAGGGUUUUUAAAAUGUUAUUGGCAGGUCUUUUAAAAUGUUAUUGGCCGGGCUUUUCAUGCACGCCAAACAAACAUGGUUCAUUACAAGAUGAAGAGUUAAAAUGUAAUUCAUCUUCCAAAUGAGGGUGAUGUGAUAUGAGUAUGACUAGUAAGUGCUCAAUAACUCUGCCUUGUAAAAUAAAUACUAAUAACAACUUCAUAUUCUACAUUUGAAAAACUGAAAUGUAUUUUUGCCAACCUAAAUAUUUCAGUCAAAAUCAUUUGGGUAGAGAAUGGCAUCUCAAUAAAAUGCUGUGAACGCUAAAGUGCUUUAUAGUAAUGAAAACAAGUUGUGGCUAAAAAUGCUUUAUGGAAUUGCUGUGAUUUACAGUGUUUGAUUGAAUAGAAAAUUGUGUUCAUCCAAAAUGGCACCCUAUCCCUAUAUAGUGCACUACUUUUCACCAGAGCCCUAUGGGCACUAUAAAGGGAACAAGGUGCCAUUUGGGACGCAUUAAAUAUUUGAUUGAUAUACA
Oncorhynchus masou masou (cherry salmon) is the source of this 3947-nucleotide messenger RNA. Its product is annotated as leucine-rich alpha-2-glycoprotein-like. Lineage: Eukaryota; Metazoa; Chordata; Actinopteri; Salmoniformes; Salmonidae. Gene Ontology annotation, cellular component: plasma membrane. Bases 313 to 1329 code for a protein of 338 amino acids. Gene Ontology annotation, molecular function: protein binding. The record is from RefSeq and is a predicted model, not a curated record. The transcript has 2 exons.